AUUAAAUUAAGUAGUCCCCAUUACCAUUUGUACACAAAAAACAAGUGGAGAGAGAAAGAGAGAUAUUUAGAGAAAGAAAGAAAGAGAUUAUUUUUCAUGUGAUCAUGGAAGGAGGCGAUGAUCAUCAUCUCCACCGCCCUACAAACUUCCCUUUCCGUUUACUAGAAAAAAAAGAAGAUCUAGAACCUUCUUGUUCAACCUCAUCUUCCUCCGGUUAUCCUUCCCUCGCCAUCUCCACCGCCCUACCUUCCUCCUCCUCCCCCUCCGCCGCCGCACCCGCCGCCGACACGUCCAAUAAGAAGCCGCCACCUAAGCGAACCUCCACCAAAGACCGCCACACAAAAGUCGACGGCCGUGGUCGCCGGAUCCGCAUGCCCGCCUUAUGCGCCGCUCGUGUCUUCCAACUGACACGCGAAUUAGGUCACAAAUCUGAUGGAGAAACCAUCGAGUGGUUACUACAACAAGCGGAGCCGGCGGUUAUAGCGGCUACAGGAACGGGAACUAUCCCUGCAAACUUCACUUCACUUAACAUAUCUCUUCGAAGCUCCGGUUCAUCCAUGUCGGUUCCAUCUCAUCUCCGAUCCUCGUAUUAUAACCCUAGUUUCUCGAAUUUAACGCAAACGCAAACGCAGCGGCGAGGGAUGGUUAAUUUCCCGGCUAUUGGUUUGUCAACUUCGGAGAAUAAUAACAAUAAUUCCCCGUCGGCUAUGCUUAAUUUUCAGAUGAGCCCAACUCCGACGAGUCUUGAUCAUAAUUCAUCGGAAAAAAGGGCGGAGAUUUCUCAGUUGGGGAGUUAUCUGAUGCAGACUAGCACGGGGGCGAUUCCGGCGAGUCACGGUUCGAUUCCGGCGAACUUUUGGAUGGUGGCGAAUUCUAACAAUCAAGGUCAUGUGAUGAGUGGAGAUCCAAUUUGGACUUUUCCUAGUGUUAAUAAUAGUGGUUUAUAUAGAGGCACAAUGUCUAGUGGUUUACAUCUUAUGAAUUUUCCGACACCGGUUGCUCUCUUGCCGACUCAGCAACUCGGUGGUGGUGGUGGUGGUGGUGAUGGGAAUAAUGGUGGUAUUCCGGAAGGUCAUUUGGGUAUGUUGGCCGGGUUAAACCCUUAUCGACCCAUCUUAUCAGAAUCGACCCACACAACCCGAUCUCAUAAUCCGCACCAUGGUAGUCCGGAGGACAAUCGACACGACUCCACCAAUCAUCAUAAUUGAUCGGUCGAGAUCAAGACCACAAGGUUUGGAUUUCGUAAAUGAAUUCGGUUUUCGAUUUUCUUUGCAAGAACAAUUUUGUGUGAUUAAUGUGAGUCUUUUUUCUUUCUUUUCUUUAAGUUUUGUUUUUUUGGUAUUUAGGGUUUGGAGAGACUAUUAUUAUUUGACAUGGGUUAUUGACCUCACAAUAUUAUUAUCAUUAUUGUCUUGAAAAUGUGGUUUUUGUU
This is a messenger RNA of Impatiens glandulifera, 1432 nucleotides long. RefSeq names its product transcription factor TCP15-like. The record is from RefSeq and is a predicted model, not a curated record. Lineage: Eukaryota; Viridiplantae; Streptophyta; Magnoliopsida; Ericales; Balsaminaceae. Gene Ontology annotation, molecular function: sequence-specific DNA binding; DNA-binding transcription factor activity. The coding region runs from base 105 to 1208 and encodes 367 amino acids. The transcript has a single exon. Gene Ontology annotation, cellular component: nucleus.